UUAAAAUAAAGCUAAUUGUCCAUUCUCCCCAUAAUAAUAAUUUAUUUACUACUCUACCAUCAAUUAUACAAUGUACAUUUUCUGGACCCUGGUGUAAAAAAAGAUACCCCUCGCCCCUGCCAUGUACAGAGAGGUAGGCCAUCCAAAGCCAAAGAGAAGGGGAAAAUCCCAGGCACCACAGCUCUGCACCAUACAAAACCAGAAACCAAAACCAAAACCAAAGCCAAAGCCCAAAACCCGAACUUUUUCAGCAAAAAGAAGCACAAAAAUCACAGUUUCAAGCACAAAGCUUCAACCUUUACUCAGCUCUCAGCUGGGUUUCUCUCAAAACCCCCAAAAACACCUCCCAGACCUUCCAAAAACUGACAUGAUUUGAUACAAAAAGGAACACAGCAAAUGGGUUUUCUCUCAAAACCUGUUCCCAAUUUCUUCCUUUAUUUGCUUUUGUUCUUCUUCAGUCUUCAGCUCAUCAUCCCACUUGCUGAAUCUGCUACUGAUAUCACCUCCUUGGUCUACAAGGGCUGUGCAAAGCAGACCUUUUCAGAUCCAACUGGGGUUUACUCUCAAUCCCUCUCAGCCCUUUUUGGGUCUUUGGUUCAACAGUCCACCAAGGCCAAGUUUUUCAAAACCAACUCUGGCAGUGGCCAAACCACCAUCUCUGGUCUCUUUCAAUGCAGAGGGGACCUCAGCAAUUCUGACUGUUACAACUGUGUGAGCAAAUUGCCACAAAUGUCUGAUAAUCUCUGUGGCAAAACCAUUGCUGCAAGGGUUCAGCUGAUUGGGUGCUACAUGCUCUAUGAAAUCUCUGGUUUUGCCCAAAUUUCAGGCAUGGAAAUGUUGUUCAAGACUUGUGGGGGAACAAAUAUUGCAGGAAGUGGGUUUGAAGAGAGAAGGGACACUGCCUAUACAGUGUUGGAGAAUGGUGUUGUGAGUGGCCAUGGCUUCUAUACAACAAAUUACCAACAAGUUUAUGUCUUGGGGCAGUGCCAAGGAGAUGUGGGAGACUCAGAUUGUGGUGAGUGUGUGAAGAAUGCUGUGCAGAGAGCUCAGGUUGAAUGUGGGAGUGCCAUUUCAGGCCAAAUCUAUCUCCACAAGUGCUUUCUUAGCUAUAGUUAUUACCCAAAUGGGGUUCCCAGGAGAUCCUCCUCAUCUUCAUCAUCAUCUUCUUCAUCUUCAUCAGGGUCAGGAAAUACAGGGAAGACAGUGGCUAUCAUUUUGGGAGGAGCAGCUGGAGUUGGGUUUCUAGUCAUAUUUUUGUUGUUUGCCAGAAAUUUGAUGAAGAAGCAUGAUGAUUAUUGAUAGGAGGACCUGGGUUUCUCAAGAAGCAAGCUUCUUUUAAAGUGGUGGAUACUUGCAACAAUUUUUUGUUUUGUUAAUUUUCUCUCUCUUUUUUUUUUUUUUUGGUGCUUCUAGAGAGAAGAAAAUGAGGUUUUUGUGGUGGAUAGAAUUGGCAAAGGCAGAGUAGGGAAGGAGGAAAAGAAGCAUUUAGAGCAUGAAAUUCAGAAAAAAUUUCACCUCCGUGAAAAAUUGAUGUAGGAAUGAAUGUUUGUCAUUUUGAAAUGGAUGGAAAGAAGAAAAAAGAAAAAAAGAAGACAAAAAAGAAUAGGGCAAGGACGAACAUAUUUUGGCCUCUUUUCUUUGUUUAUUGUUUUACCUUCCAUGUCCCUGAUGAGUCAUGUGGGUGUGUGUUUCUCUUUUUUCUCACUUCCCCGAUUUCUUCACAACUUUUAUGCUUUUUAGAAAGUUGCAAGUUGCAAACUUCUCUU
Prunus persica (peach) is the source of this 1766-nucleotide messenger RNA. Its product is annotated as cysteine-rich repeat secretory protein 3. NCBI's taxonomy places the organism in Eukaryota, Viridiplantae, Streptophyta, Magnoliopsida, Rosales, Rosaceae. The record is from RefSeq and is a predicted model, not a curated record. Bases 397 to 1299 code for a protein of 300 amino acids. Gene Ontology annotation, cellular component: plasmodesma. The transcript is spliced from 3 exons. Gene Ontology annotation, biological process: plasmodesmata-mediated intercellular transport; transport of virus in multicellular host.